CCAUAUUUAUAUGAAAAAGUAUUAACAUCUACAAUCCAAAAUUUAUACAAUAUGAAAAGUAAAGUCAUGACACAUCUAAUGUUGUUGAUUUCACAUUCUAAAUCUUGGUAUUUUUUUCUAUAAAUUUGGUCAAAGUUUACGAGGUUUGACUUCAGACAAAUCUUAUAUACGAACUAAAAAGAAGUGGAGGGAGUAGCAAGUGCGUACUACGUACGUAGUAGUCAUAAGAAAGAAGCAAAGCCAGAUCGAGAUCAUGCAAGUCAUGCCCUGGUGCCCAUGAUAAUGAGGAGCCGUGCAAGCACAAGCAGAAGCAGAGGUGGAGGAGUGAAGUACUGUGGCCUAUGGGCAGCGGCCAUCGCCUCUGUUCUUCUCGCCAUCUUGCUUGCCUCCACCACACACCUCCCUGCUUCGCCCUCCGAUCCUCUGCUACACGGCCGCCGUCGGCGGAGGCAGUGUGACGAGGAGGCCAGAUGGGUGGCCGGCAUCGCGUCCCAGCUCAACGCCACCCUCGUCCUGACCGUCGACCACCUCGGCUGCGGCAACUUCAGCAGCGUGCAGAAGGCGGUGGACGCGGUGCCUGACCACGGCGCGGCCGGCGGCCGGACGCUGCUGGCCGUGGGCGCCGGCAUCUUCAGGGAGAAGGUGGUGGUGUGGGGCAACAAGACGGGCGUGACGCUGCACGGCCGCGGCAACCUCAACAGCACCGUGGCGUGGAACGACACCGCCGCCUCCAGCGGCGGCAGCACCCCGUCCAGUGCCACCUUCACCGUCCUCGCCGCCAGCUUCGUCGCCUACAACAUCAGCUUCCAGAACACGGCGCCUCCGGCGGACCCGGGCGCCAGCGGAGGGCAGGCGGUGGCGCUGCGCGUGGCCGGCGACCAGGCGGCGUUCCACUGGUGCGGUGUGUACGGCGCGCAGGACACGCUGCUGGACGAGCAGGGGCGGCACGUCUUCCGCGGCUGCUACGUCGAGGGCUCCAUCGACUUCAUCUUCGGCAACGCUCGGUCCCUCUACCUCAACUGCACUAUCAGCUCCGUCGCGGCGGCCACCGGCAACGGCGGCCGCGUGACGGGGAGCAUCACAGCGCAGGGGCGCGGGUCAGCGUCGGAGAAAACGGGGUUCGCGUUCGUGGGGUGCAGCGUCGUGGGGACGGGGAACGUGUGGCUCGGGCGGGCGUGGGGGCCCUACGCCACGGUGGUGUUCGCGAGGACGUACCUCGCCGCCGGCGUCGUGGCGCCGGAGGGGUGGAACGACUGGAAUGAUCUGGCCAGGCGGCAGACGGUGUUCUUCGGGGAGUACGAGAGCACGGGGCCCGGGGCGUGCAGGGACGGGAGGGUGCCGUACGCGCGGCAGCUAGAUCGCCGGCAGGCCGCGCCCUUCAUGGACGUCUCCUACAUCGACGGCGACCAAUGGGCGGUGCCGCCACUGCCAGUAGUACUAGCGCUGCCGCGGCAGGAUGGCGGAGACGAUUCAGAUCAUGCACCACGGGGAGAAGUAAUGUAGAUUUAGCAUCUUUUUUGCCCUUUUCGUGGGUUUGAUUUCAUUUUUCUGACAUUAUUAAGUUUUUUCUUUUCGAAAUGGGACAACCACAGAUCAUAGGAUUCCACUUCUGAAAAAUAAAAUCCCUCUUGUUCA
Messenger RNA from Triticum aestivum (bread wheat), 1635 nucleotides. RefSeq names its product putative pectinesterase 14. Gene Ontology annotation, molecular function: pectinesterase activity. Gene Ontology annotation, biological process: pectin catabolic process; cell wall modification. The coding region runs from base 277 to 1503 and encodes 408 amino acids. Lineage: Eukaryota; Viridiplantae; Streptophyta; Magnoliopsida; Poales; Poaceae. The record is from RefSeq and is a predicted model, not a curated record. The transcript has a single exon.